CCAAUCCUUUGUGGUUUGUCAGUAACUCGGUAUAUAUAUGUCGCUCCAUAUUUGUUAGUCCUCAAUCGUAAUUCGUCCGUCAGUCGUCUUAGUUUACAGGGGAUUUACAAGGGACAGAAUGCUGAAGUUUCUAUCGAAGGUGAAGAUCGAGUUCAAUGCGCUGGACCCACGAACUGCGGCGUGCAUGGAGUUCCUGGCGCAGUGCAAUGCACGAAAGGCCAAGGAGUCGAACCCAGCCUGUCAGUUGCUGGUGAAGCGACGGACAGACGACCAUCCACCUCAGAUCACUGUGACUUUCGUCAAUGGUGUUGAGGAGGUUUUUGAUGCUACCUCCACCGCAGCGCAGAGCAUAAGGACGAUGAUUCUGGAGAAGGGGCAACUCCUCGAGACUGAGCAAAUGUUUCGUGAGGCUGGUGAGGCCUGGCCUGUCAUCAUCCCCGAAGAGGAGCUCCGCCAGCACGCUCCUGGAACCAAGCCAAGGAAGGCAGAAGAGAAAAAACAAUGACUUCACCUCGCUAGUGAUUGAUUUUCUACUGGCUUCAUCAUCAAUACACAUCUGAUCAGCCACUCUACUAGAGGUUUUCAUCCUGGUAAAUGAAAUAACAUAAGGUGGUGAUGGUUAUAUGCAUUAUUUGUUCAUCCCCAUGUUGCAUCCUGACAUUGACCAUUCAGCAGAUAUGGAUUGGUUCAUAGUUUUUUAACAUGUUACAGAUGUGUACCUUAUAUUAAUGCAACUGGUAUCGUGGCUGAACUGAUGAAAUUCGAUAUGAUUAUAUUUAGGGUUAUUUGGA
Molecule: messenger RNA, 791 nt
Organism: Nelumbo nucifera (sacred lotus)
Lineage: Eukaryota; Viridiplantae; Streptophyta; Magnoliopsida; Proteales; Nelumbonaceae
Product: 39S ribosomal protein
Cellular component (GO): mitochondrial large ribosomal subunit
Source: RefSeq, a predicted model, not a curated record